Molecule: messenger RNA, 2400 nt
Organism: Rotaria sp. Silwood2
Lineage: Eukaryota; Metazoa; Rotifera; Eurotatoria; Philodinida; Philodinidae
Source: the annotation of a GenBank genome assembly
AUGUCUCUUGUUCAAGGUAGUAGUAAGAUAUAUGGUAAAAUUGCAUAUGUAUCUCAAAUAUCAUCGAUAUUUUCUGGUACGAUACGCGAAAACAUAUUGUUUUGCAAAGACUUUGAUAAAGAAAAAUAUGAGCGUGUGUUGCAAUCAUAUUGUUUAAUUACUGAUUUACAAUCAUUUCCAGCUGGGGAUUCAACAAUCAUAGGAGAAAAAGGAGUAAAUUUGAGUGGAGGACAAAAAGCUCGUGUUUCACUUGCUCGAGCUUUAUAUACUGAAGCCGAUAUUUAUUUGUUUGAUGAUCCUUUAGCAGUUGUUGAUCCUACAAUUGCUAGAAAAAUUUUCCAGCAGUGCAUUAGUAAUCAAGGUAUUUUAAAUGAUAAAACACGCUUGUUAGUUACACAUCAAAUACAAUUUUUAUCCGAAUUUGAUCAUUGUAUUUUAUUAGAUCAUGGUAAAAUAGAAAAACAAGGUUUAUUUAAUGAAUUACUGACAAUAGAUAAAGUUAAACAAAACUACGAAAAUCAACAAAAACAUACAAACGAAACAGAAAAAAACCAAACUCAAAAUUAUAAUAGUGUUUAUGAUAAUGAUAAUGAUUCUAUGAAACCAUCGGAAACUAUUGAUAAAACUAGUAUUGUCAUAGACGAAACAUCUGUUGGUGGAAAGGUUAGUGUUUAUAUUUGGUUUAGAUUAUUUACCGCUAGUUAUGGCUGGACUGGAUUCAUAGUAUUGAUUUUUUUAAUGUUGUUGGGUCAAGGUAUAUAUGAUGCAACUAACAAAUGGUUAAGUAUAUGGUCGUCAAAAUUAGAAGUAGUGCAACGCGAAAGUCACUAUUUAUAUGUAUACUUAGGACUAGUAAUAGGCACAUGGCUAAUGGCAAUAAUUCGUGCUGAUUACUUUUUCCAUAUUAUAUUACGUGGAGCAUCUGUAUUUCACGAUUGUAUGUUGAAAGGUGUUUUAUACAGUUCAUUGAGAUUUUAUGAGAGUAAUCCAGUUGGUCGUAUAUUAAAUAGAUUUAGUAAAGAUCAACAAGUUAUCGAUGAAUUAUUGCCAGUCACAUUUUUUGAUACAAUUCAAUCACUAACCAUGGUAUUAGGUAGUAUUGUUAUUAUUGGUAUCUCAAAUCCAUGGGCAUUAUUGAUAUUGAUAAUCAUUAUCCCAAUGCUUCUUUGGUUAAGAAGAAUCUAUGUAAGAACAAGUAGAGAAAUAAAACGAUUAGAAAGUGUAAGUCGAAGUCCAAUUUAUGCAUUAUUUUCCUCAUCAUUAAGCGGACUAAUGACUAUUAGAACAUUCGAAGUAGAAAAUCAUUUCCUCAAUUCAUUUAUCUACAAAAAUAAUACAAAUACGCGUGCACUUUUCAUAUUCAUUGCUUUGACUAGAUGGUUUGGUUUAAGAUUAGACCUAAUGACAUGUUCCAUAACGUUUUUGACAGCAAUCUUAUCGAUAACCUUACGUCAGAAUAUGGAUGCUUCGUCUGUAGCAUUGGGUUUGGCAUAUGCUAUAAACUUAUUAGAUCUUUUUCAAGGAGGAGUACGUCAGUCGGCUGCAACUGAAAAUUAUAUGAUUAGUACUGAGAGAAUCGAUGAAUAUUCUCAUAUUCCUCCAGAAUCAGGAUUUUACAAAGAAGAAUUAGAAAAACCAUCUAAUUGGCCAACAGAAGGAAGAAUCGAAUUCGACGAUUAUAAAUUAAGCUAUCGUCCAGAGCUUGAACCUGUAUUAAAAGGUAUUAAUUUAAAAAUUGAACCACGCAAUAAAAUUGGUAUUAUUGGACGUACAGGUGCUGGUAAAUCGUCUAUUUUUCAAGCACUCUACCGAUUCACUGAUAAAUCAAUAACACAUGGCAAAAUAUUAAUUGAUGGAAUUGACAUUAGUAAAAUUAGUUUAAAUGAUUUACGAUCAAAUUUAAAUAUUAUCCCGCAAUCUCCCAUCUUAUUUAGUAAUACAUUGAGAUAUAAUUUAGAUCCAUUCAAUCAUUAUACGGAUGAGCAAUUAUGGGAUGUCUUAGAAGCAGUUCAAUUAAAAAGAAAGAUUGAAAAUUUAAAAGAUAAACUAAGUACACAAAUAGCAGAAUAUGGAAGUAAUUUUAGUGUUGGUGAAUGUCAAUUAAUCUGUGUAGCAAGAGCAAUUCUAAAACCAAGUAAAAUCUUACUAAUCGAUGAAGCAACAGCACAUGUUGAUACAAAAACUGAUGAAUUAAUUCAAAAAAUUUUACGCGAAAAAUUUAUGAAUCAUACUGUUUUAACCAUUGCCCAUCGUCUGCAUACAGUAAUUGAUAGUGAUAAAAUUGUUAUUAUGAAUGAUGGUAUCGUUGCAAAAUAUGGUACACCACAAGAAUUACUUAAUGAGAAAAAUGAAAUACUUACUGACAUGAAUAAUGAUAAUGAGCCAGUUACUUAUCUAUAA